This is a messenger RNA of Centruroides sculpturatus (bark scorpion), 2420 nucleotides long. RefSeq names its product ubiquitin carboxyl-terminal hydrolase 2-like. NCBI's taxonomy places the organism in Eukaryota, Metazoa, Arthropoda, Arachnida, Scorpiones, Buthidae. Gene Ontology annotation, biological process: protein deubiquitination. Gene Ontology annotation, cellular component: cytoplasm. Gene Ontology annotation, molecular function: cysteine-type deubiquitinase activity. The transcript has 15 exons. The record is from RefSeq and is a predicted model, not a curated record. Bases 352 to 2202 code for a protein of 616 amino acids.
AUUCGAAGUUAAUUUUUUUUUUACUUUUAUUUAGGAAUAAGUAUAGCGUAAUAUGAGGAAUUCUUAAAAUAAACUUAUUUUCUGAGGAGCUCCAUUUUAGUACAACUACGCCAUCAAUAAUAGCUUGGAUGAAAUGUGAUGUGGAAGAGCUUUAUGGAGAUUCUUGGAUGCAUUUUGUAGUGACAGUGUUGUGAUAAAAAGAUGUGUUAAUACUGUGAAAAUGUGCUAAACAUUGUAUUGUAAUUAUAACGGAACGUGCAGUGUGGAUUUUUGUAAAUGUUUAGAAGAAUGUGCAAAUUGAAUGGGAUGAAAUACGAUUGAAUUAAAUUAAAUUUAUUUAUAAAAUUCAAAAUGCCUGUGGCAACCAGCCCUCUUAUAAGAAGAUCGACUUCUGUGAAUUCUUAUACUUCUUAUUAUUCCUCUCCAUCGGGUUCUGAUCGAGAUUUUUCGAAAUAUUCGUAUAAAAGUUCGUACUUAACAUCAAAGUCUUAUAAUCGUUAUUCUAAGCCUCCUCUUUCUGGAACUUACUCGAUAAGAGAAUCCCGUACUUCGGAUAGAUAUGGUUCGACAGACUACAAUAGAUCUUACUCUUUACCGUCGAGCAGUUUGACUUCUAAAUAUUCUACUGACACACUGCAAAAUUAUGAGAGAGACAGAUUAAAAGAUACCUCAAAGUAUUAUAAUAUCAUUAAUAAUUACAAAAAUGAUAGUUCUCAGUUAUCUGCUCUUUUGAAGCACACCUCUUUGUCCAACGAUUAUGGUAGAAAAGAUGCUGUGUCGAAUUUGGAUAAUGAUGUGGAUGUGAAUAAAGGUUCGGGAUCUCGAAAUCAGGUGUCGUCGUACCAGAAGUCGUUAGAUAGCAAUUCGGUAGACAGUGUUAGUUCGUCUAAACUGUCGUCCCGACCGUGGAGAUCCCGGCUUUCUUCUUUGUCGACAAAUGAAAAUUAUAAUCGAAAUAACAGUACUUACACUUCAUUAUCUAAAUCAUCUGAAAAAGAAAGUGGACCAUGUGGACUUCAAAAUAUUGGCAACACAUGUUUUAUGAACUCUAUAUUACAAUGUUUGGCUCAUACAAAACCUCUCUUAGAUUAUUGUCUCAGAGAUAAUUAUACUAUGGAUAUCAAUACAACACAAAGCAGUAUGAAAGGAACUCUGAUAAGAGAAUUUUCCAAUUUAUUACAAAUGAUGUGGAAAAACACAACAAAUGCAGUCAAUCCACAUAGUUUUAAAACUCAGAUACAAAGAUUUGCACCUCGUUUCACAGGAUACAGUCAGCAGGAUGCUCAAGAAUUUCUUCGAUAUAUUUUACAAGGUCUCCACGAUGAUGUGAAUCGUAUUUCUGUUAUGAAUCGAACUUCUUCAUCAGAUUUAGAUGAUCAUCUUACGGAAAGUCAAAAAGCUUCAGAAUCAUGGAGAAAAUAUUUAAAAACUGAUAACAGUAAAAUAGUAGAUAUAUUUGUGGGACAAUUGAAAAGUACAUUAAAAUGUUGUCAUUGUGGACAUACAUCUGUUACAUUUGACCCUUUUUGGGAUUUAUCCAUACCAAUAUCAAAGUCUUACAGUUCAGUGAGAUUAUCUGAGUGCCUUAAUCUUUUUACCAAUGAAGAAAUUUUAAUUGGAGACGAAAUGCCAGUUUGCAGUAGGUGUAAAGUAAAAAGAAAAAGUACUAAAAGUUUCACCAUUCAGAAAUUUCCAGAAAUUUUGAUUGGAAAUCCUAUGGCUGAAGUAAUAGAUAUGAGUGAUGAAGAUGUUGAUGAUUCUUUUGCUAAUGAUUCAGAUGAAGAGUAUAUUCUCAUCAUUCCCUUCAAAGGAAAACUUCCUGCUUCAAAUAACCCCACAGUACACAUCAGAUCAUAUCGCUGGAGAACAUAUAAUUUAUAUGCAAUAUCUAAUCAUAGUGGCUCAACUUCUUCAGGUCAUUAUACAGCUUUUUGUAAAAAUCCUUAUUCAGGACAGUGGCAGGAAUUUAACGAUAGCAGAUUACUAGAUCGCUGGAGAACAUAUAAUUUAUAUGCAAUAUCUAAUCAUAGUGGCUCAACUUCUUCAGGUCAUUAUACAGCUUUUUGUAAAAAUCCUUAUUCAGGACAGUGGCAGGAAUUUAACGAUAGCAGAGUAUCCAAAAAUAUUACAACAAAUGACUUAGUUACAGCAGAAGCUUAUAUAUUGUUUUAUGAAAUCUCAGGAAGAUCUUCAAGACUGUGAACAAUGAUAAUUGUUUUGUUUUUAGAAGAAAAAAUAUUUAAAAGUCAUAAAAUUAAUAUAUAAUUUGUUAUGUUUUAAAAAUUUUAUUAAUGACAAAUGAUUUAUAAUUGUGAUAUAUAAAUAUUUAAUAACAAUACAACAAAAACGUCAAGUAACGAAUGAGUGAAUAAUCAAAAUUAUUUUAAAAUUUACAUGAAAAAACUCUUAUUAUACAAUAA